AUGGUGGAUUUUCACCCAGAAAAUAUGACAUUAUCUGUACAACUGGCACCUACAAAUAAUGAUUCACUUGUCAUUAAUGAUCAGGUGCUGGCUACUGGAAAUGCUAUAGGAGAUAGGGUACAUAUUCCAAGGUUGAAACUUCCACCUUCUGAUACAGGUAUAUCUUUCGUAUUACGUCGCAGCAAGAUUUUACUGAGACUGUCGUAUGCUAUGAUGAUUAAUAAAGCACAAGGCCAAACCUUUAAAAAGGUUAGAAUAUUAUUGCUUAGGCCGUGUUUUCCUUAUGGCCAGUUGUAUGUUGCUUUUUCUAGGGCACUUGAUGAUGUCCAAGUUAGUAUUGUUUCCUCAUCCAAACAAGGAUUUCUUAAUGGAAAAUGUUGUACUCAAAAUAUUGUUUACCGACAAGUUCUUACGUAA
Hydractinia symbiolongicarpus is the source of this 417-nucleotide messenger RNA. RefSeq lists its product as uncharacterized. The transcript has 3 exons. NCBI's taxonomy places the organism in Eukaryota, Metazoa, Cnidaria, Hydrozoa, Anthoathecata, Hydractiniidae. The record is from RefSeq and is a predicted model, not a curated record. Bases 1 to 417 code for a protein of 138 amino acids.